ACCUGGAGAAAAGACCCGAUACGCUCUGCCCAGCGGAAGGCCAGAGUUAUAUUUGUCAUUGACCAGGACUUGUUUUUUUUUCUUUUUCUUCCUUGUGAUGUAUCAUACCAGCCUGACGCCUGACAUGGAUUCAGUCUCUCCCACCUGCCGGACUGAGUCUCCUGUCGGGACGCUGUGCCAGAAGACGCCAGAAGAGGCGAGCUCUCCGGCUUCCUCCUCAGAGAGCAAUGCAAAGGAGCUCUGCCAAGAAAUGAGCAUUCAAGACACUCCAUUUGUUCCAACAGUCACUGCAAUUUCCUCUACCCCAGAUUUCCAGUGGAUGGUCCAGCCUACAAUUAUUACAUCUGUCUCCCCAUCUCUGGGUAGCAAGCAAGCCAAUGAACCACAAAGCUCUCACCAGGCAACACCCAAAGAGGGCGGGAAUAAGGGAAAAAAUGCUGUCAGAAAAGGGAAAACAGAUCAGCUGUCUCCAGAGGAGGAAGAGAAAAAGAGGAUAAGGAGGGAGAGGAAUAAAAUGGCUGCAGCAAAGUGUCGCAACAGACGGAGGGAACUCACGGACACACUGCAAGCUGAGACAGACAAGCUGGAGGAGGAAAAAGCAGCCCUGGAGACGGAAAUAGCCAACCUCCUCAAAGAGAAAGAACGGCUUGAAUUUAUCCUUGCCACACAUAAACCAGUGUGCCAGAUGUCAGAAGAGCUGGAGUCUAUUUUCCAGGAGCCCACGGGGUCUCCAGAGCUACCGCUCAGUCCAGGCGACGACAGACUUCCAGAUGAUGGCACCCAGGAGGCUCCUUCGCUCCAGGACAUGGACAUCCCCAGUGAUCCGUCCACAGCCAUCUCUGGGAACUCCAAUAUCUUGCUGUGUGCCAGUGCUGAAAUAAACAUCUGCGAUCUCGAGCCCUCUCUGGACAUGAAGGAGGGGCUACUGGAAAAUAUGUUACCCAGUUUGGAGGACAAAACCCCGAUGGAGACGGCUCGAUCCGUGCCAGACAUAGAUCUGAGCAGCUCUCUCGGGGUCUCGGACUGGGAGACCCUGUAUAAGUCUGUUUCCAGCGACCUGGAGCCUCUCAGCACUCCCGUGGUGACCUCCACCCCCACCUGCAGCAGCUACCUGUCUGUGUUCACGUUUGCGUGUCCUGAGCUGGACUCUCUCACAGAGGGACUAGACAGCCAUAAAGGUGGAGGGGGCAAAGCAGAAUCUGUCGACAUCCUCAACUCUCCAACUCUCCUAGCCUUAUAACGUACAGAGGGAAGUGCUCUGUCUGAUCUGGUUCCUGACUUUGAAAUGAUGCGAAACAACAUAUGCCACAGUAUGCUGUAACACUUCAAGGAAUACAUUCAUGAAAUGUCUUGUGUUUGACUAAGCAAACAUGUAAACUUUCUCCAGAUACAUAGCCAACAGAGGGAUGUAGCUAAAAGCAUGGCUCUUACUUUUAAAGGAGGGACUGAAGGAAGUUUUGAUUUUAAAACGCAUGCUGAGAAAUGCCAAAUUAUUUUCAAAGCAUAUAUAUAUAUAUAUGAUCUGUUACUAGAUCUAAGAUGUAAUGUGGGUUUUAAUGUUACAGUAUGGUUUUGUGUUUUGGAGUCAAUAGUGUAUUGAUUGCUGUAAAUGUUGUAUUUACAUAUUCAUCCAUGUCAAGUACCUGCAUACCUCAAUGUCAUCAACUGUGGUUUGACCUCAUUGAAAGUUUUCCAUGAAAACAUCCAGUGCUAUAUACUAUAUAUCUUAUCAAGAUGUAACUUAUGGUUUAUUUUUUUACCUUUCAGAUUUUGACUUAUUUGUUAAAUUAAAAAAAUAAGUGAAAAUAAGCAUUGAUUGAUCUAUGCUGCUGAGUAAUUACAAUAAACCUACAUUCAGAGUGGUGUUUGGUGCUG
This is a messenger RNA of Micropterus salmoides (largemouth bass), 1875 nucleotides long. It is a transcript of the gene fosaa, whose product is annotated as v-fos FBJ murine osteosarcoma viral oncogene homolog Aa. The record is from RefSeq and is a predicted model, not a curated record. The coding region runs from base 98 to 1240 and encodes 380 amino acids. The transcript has 4 exons. Gene Ontology annotation, cellular component: nucleus. Gene Ontology annotation, molecular function: DNA-binding transcription factor activity, RNA polymerase II-specific; RNA polymerase II cis-regulatory region sequence-specific DNA binding. Lineage: Eukaryota; Metazoa; Chordata; Actinopteri; Centrarchiformes; Centrarchidae. Gene Ontology annotation, biological process: regulation of transcription by RNA polymerase II.